AUGUUUGGGUCGAAGGACUCCGGGAAUGAGUUCUCGGUCCUAUGGGAGCCGCCUGAUGCCCGGGUGGGGCCACGCGCCAUGCUCCUGCCCGCCAGCUGCGGGCAGCGGCGCGGCGCGGCGGCCGAUGUAGUUUUCCUGGUGGAUCCGGCCUGGAGCGUGGGGAAGGAGCACUUCCAGCUGGUCCGCGAGUUUCUCUGUGACGUGGUGCGGGCCUUGGCCGGGGGCCUGCAGGACUUCCGCUUUGCCCUGGUCCAGUUCGACGGCAACCCCCAAACCGAGUUCCUGUUGAACACCUACCGCUCCCCGCAAGAAGUCCUGUCCCACCUCUCCAACCUGUCCUACACGGGGGGCCGCAGCCCGGCCCCCAACGGCGUGGAGAGCGCGGUGCGGGCCCAUCUGUCGCGGGCGGCCGGGAGCCUGGCCGCCGACGGGGUCCCACAGCUGAUCCUGGUUCUGGGCGACGGUCAGGGCCUGCCCUCUGCUGGGCUCCUGUCGGCCGAUGCCGGCAAGGGCACCUUGGCCGGGUCAGCACUGUCACCACUCAGAAUGCCAUGUCCCGCCUAG
This is a messenger RNA of Sorex fumeus (smoky shrew), 564 nucleotides long. RefSeq names its product collagen alpha-3(VI) chain-like. NCBI's taxonomy places the organism in Eukaryota, Metazoa, Chordata, Mammalia, Eulipotyphla, Soricidae. The transcript is spliced from 2 exons. The record is from RefSeq and is a predicted model, not a curated record. Bases 1 to 564 code for a protein of 187 amino acids.